This is a messenger RNA of Myxocyprinus asiaticus (Chinese sucker), 2270 nucleotides long. RefSeq names its product solute carrier family 52, riboflavin transporter, member 3-A-like. Gene Ontology annotation, molecular function: riboflavin transmembrane transporter activity. Gene Ontology annotation, cellular component: plasma membrane. The transcript is spliced from 5 exons. Gene Ontology annotation, biological process: riboflavin transport. Bases 538 to 1872 code for a protein of 444 amino acids. NCBI's taxonomy places the organism in Eukaryota, Metazoa, Chordata, Actinopteri, Cypriniformes, Catostomidae. The record is from RefSeq and is a predicted model, not a curated record.
ACCCCUGGAGCCACGAGCUCAAAUCCAGAGUGUACUGAGAGACUCCAGCCAGGUCUCCUAAGCAAACAAACUGGCCCGAUUGCUAGGGAGGGUAGAGUCACAUGGGGUAACCUCCUCGUGGCCGCGAUUAGUGGUUCUUGGCUCUCAAUGGGGCACGUGGUAAGUUGUGCAUGGAACGCGGAGAGCAGCAUGAGCCUCCAGUGCUGUGAGUCUCUGUGGAAUCAUGCACAAUGAGCCAUGUGAUAAGAUGCGCGGAUUGACGUCUCAGAAGUGGAGGAAACUGAGACUUGUCCUCCGCCACCCGGAUUGAGACUUUGCAAUUGAGCUGAGUGCUCCAGAGUGAAGCUUGGAGGCCACAGUGACAUCUUGUUGUUGACAAAAGAAAAUGUGACUGGCUGUUGUCUCCACCAAGGGAAGAAGACAUCAAACCCAAGUCAAACUGGAGUGACGUCACACCAAAACUGAUACUAAAGUGACAAAGAAAAUAUCUGGACAUCUCUCAAACCGACACAUUUGCUGUCUAACAAAGUCUUCAGUAUGCCUCUGUACACUCAUGCCUUGGCAUGUGCUUUUGGUCUGGGCUCCUGGGUGUCCAUUAAUGGCUUGUGGGUGGAGCUUCCAAUGAUUGUCAAUAUUCUGCUGGAGGGCUGGGACUUACCCUCUUACCUCACAGUCAUCAUUCAGCUUGCCAACCUCGGCCCUCUGCUGGUCACCCUGGCACACAAAUUCUGUCCAGGGCGUCUACGUGAAAAUCUGGUUAUCUACACAGUCCUGUUAAUCGGUGUUGUAGCCUGUGUUCUACUGGCUUUGUUUUGGAAGAACACCACAGUGCUCCUCGGUCAACGACGUAGCACAGCAUUCUUUAUCCUGACAUUUUUUCUCGCAUCAGUCGAUUGCACCUCCUCUGUGACCUUCCUGCCAUUUAUGAUGCAACUUCCAGCCAAAUACAUCACCACAUACUUCAUCGGAGAAGGGCUGAGUGGCCUGGUUCCAGGCCUAGUGGCACUGGCGCAAGGGGUCGGGAUGUCAAAAUGUGUCAACGUGUCACAUACAUCAGAUAACCUUACAGAUCCUGGAGACACAACCUAUGUAGUGGAGACACAGUAUCUCCCUCCCAAUUUCUCCACAGAGAUCUUUUUCUUCUUCCUGGCUGUAAUGACUGCAAUAAGUCUGGGUGCCUUCUUCAUACUAAAUCGUGUGCCUCGCACCUUUGAACUCUCCACUGAGAAUCUUGUUCCAGGCUUAGAUGCUGUGGCAACAGUCUGCAGGGGCUUGGAAGACCCAACAGGUCCAGAGAAAGAUGAAAAGAAGCAGACCAAAGUGCCAAUCCUUGCACCACUGCACACUGGCUACCAGCUCACGUUCAUCUAUUUCAUGGUGGUGUGGGUGAAUGGUGCAACAAAUGGACUGCUGCCAUCUGUGCAGACAUUCUCCUGUAUGCCCUAUGGAAAUAUGGCCUAUCACCUGUCAGCUGCUUUGUCGUCAGUGGCCAAUCCAGUAGCAUGCAUCAUUGCCAUGUUUUUCCCUAAACGCUCAUUAGUAUUUCUGGGUUUCAUGUGUCUGCUGGGCUCUGGUUUUGGAGGCUACAAUAUGGCCAUGGCUGCCAUGAGUCCUUGCCCGUUACUCCAAGAUACACCUGUAGGGGAUGCUAUUAUAGUUUUGUCGUGGGUGUUCUUCACUGGACUGCUGUCCUAUGUAAAGGUGAUGGUGGGUGUGAUUCUGAGGGACCGGAGUCACAGUGCACUCGUGUGGUGUGGAGCAGCAGCGCAAGCAGGCUCCUUGUUGGGCUCCGUCAUUAUGUUUCCUCUGAUCAACAUCUAUCACCUCUUCCAGUCAGGGGAUAUCUGCAAUACAGUAUGCCCAUUAUCAUGAGAGUUUCUACAGCAUUCAUGUGUGGUGUGAAGGACUCAUAGGGGAAUAAUCUACUCACACUUUUGCUGAGCGCAAAGAGCUAAUAACUCACUGUAGACAAGAUGAAACUAUUUUUCAAAAGUGCAUCAAAGUGUGCCAGGCCAUCCUGAGAAUAAUGACAAUAUAUGCGGCACUGAUGUAUGAAACGUGCCUGUAUUGUGUUUCGAUGCUCUUCCCUGUCAUUUUAUGCUACCAUGAAUUCACCAUUUUUAUAUUUUUGUAUUAUUGUGGAUUAUUAUUUAUGGUGUUUUGACAUCUAAAUAGCUAGAAACAUUUCACUGGCACAAAUAUUUUUGGAUCAUUCUGGACCAUAUUUUCAUCAAAUCAGCAAUAAAAUCUGACAACAAUGGUAUCAUAAA